GAAAAAAGAAAAAAUACAGCACGUCUCGUCAAGAUGGUCUUCAAAAUGAGUGUUUUGGCUACCGCCCUCUUGGGUGCGUCAGCCGCCAACGCUCACUUGGUCAUGACCAACCCUGCCCCAUUCACAGACGACCUGACCAACUCUCCCUUGGACGCCAGUGGCAGCAACUUUCCUUGCAAGGCUACAAACUACGAUGCGCCCAGCCAGGAAAACAUCUACAGCGUCGGUGAAUCUGUGCAACUCAAACUCAAGGGUAGUGCCACUCACGGUGGUGGUUCAUGCCAAAUCAGUUUGUCCACCGACGAGAAACCCACCAAGCAAUCCAACUGGUACGUCAUCAAGUCUUUCGAAGGUGGUUGCCCUGUCGAUACCACGGGUAACCUGCCGGAAAAUGCCAACAACGAGAUCGACAACCCUGGUCUUAAAUUCACCAUUCCCGAAAUCGAUGCUGGGAAAUACACCAUGGCCUGGACUUGGUUUAACCGUGUUGGAAACCGUGAGAUGUACAUGAACUGUGCACCUAUCACCGUCAAGGGCGGUUCAUCCUCCAAGCGUUCCGAGGAGGAGAAGCGCUCCACCAACUACCCUGGCAUGUUCGUCGCCAACGUCAACGGCUGUACUACACCAGAGAGCGUCGACAUUCGCUUCCCCAAGCCCGGUGAUGAUGUUGUGAAACUCGGCCAAGCCAGCCAACUCAUGCAGGAGGGCGAGAGUGCUUGCACGGGUUCCGCCAGUUUCUCUGGUGGUGAGGGCGGUAGCAUCGGCUCUGGCUCCAGCUCCGGCUCGGGCUCGUCUGCCAGCUCCGAGCCCAGCCCCGUUGUCAGUGCCUCUCUUGGUCUCAGUCUUGGUCUCGGUGGUGGUUCUGCUCCUACUGGUGGUGCUUAUGCUCCUCAAGCUGCUUCUGCUUCUGAGGUCAGCGCUCCAGCUCCCACCCAGUCUGCUGCUCCGGCUGCCGAGUCUAGCGCUUCCAGCUCCAGUUCUACUUCUAACUCCGGCUCCUCCGACUCUGGCUCCGACUCUGGCUCCGGCUCUAGUUCAGCCUCCAGCUCCAGCUCCAGUUCUGGCGCAUCCGGCUCGUGCACCUUGGGCCAAUACAACUGUCUCGACGGCUCGAGCUACCAGCAAUGUGUGCAAAAGGAUGCUGAAACCACUGAAUGGGGCGUUUCUCAGCAGAUGGCUGCCGGUGUCUCAUGCACCGUUGGUGUGAGCGCCGACCUUGGUGUCCAAGCUUCCAAGUUGAAGCCUCGCAUGAACUCGAUGCGUUUCGGAAAGCGUGCCCACGGUGGUCAUCGCCACGCAUGAAAAAAAAUAAAAACCGC
Molecule: messenger RNA, 1319 nt
Organism: Aspergillus ruber CBS 135680
Lineage: Eukaryota; Fungi; Ascomycota; Eurotiomycetes; Eurotiales; Aspergillaceae
Product: lytic polysaccharide monooxygenase AA11 family protein
Exons: 1
Coding region: 46-1302 (418 amino acids)
Source: RefSeq, a predicted model, not a curated record